GGUUAAAGUAUCAUUGCUUAUAAAACAUUUUCUAUGUUCAAUGUGUAAUGUGUUCAAUGUUCCUGAACGGAAUUUUGCAAUAGUAGUCAAAUAAUGUUUAACUUCUGGUGUGGAAGCAAAGUGGGGCUUAAUGUGCACAGGUUUGUAUGUCAUCAUAAACCUCACAAUGAGUUGGUCAUAGAAAGAAUAACACGGGAGCAAUCGAGGUCUGCUGACUUUCCAACGGCAAACAGCUGCCACUGACAGCUCUUCAGUCUAUAUGUUCACUGGCCAAAUAUUAUUCAUGCAUUUUGUUUGAAGUGCUGUGGAAUGCCAAAAGGGUCUAACAUGGAUGACUCAUAAAACACCAAAUGAUUUUAAAAGCAACUUGUCACUUAUUAUGCAACUGCUUAGUGUCAGCUUAAAGCCUCGACGUGCAUACAUCUGUUGGGUACUUGCAGUGUGGAAUUAAAGGAAAACUUUUUUUUUUUUUUACGGUAUUUGUGUUUGAAACGUUCUGUUCAGAAAAGCAACAUUGAAUGUCCGUGUCGAUUCUCUGUCCCUGAGGUCAUGGUAUCUGCAAAAGUUAAAUCAAGGCAACCGAACUCAAGAGGUGCAGUUUCCACUUCAACUCAAAGGGCUUUUCCGUUUUAAAUCUUAAGUGCAGUUUUCUUAUGCCUCAAGGAGCACCGGGUUUUGAUUCAAGGGGAAAUUUCUUCAACAACAACAAAAAAAAAACGUUCAGUUGCCUUGCGUCAAUAGAACAGCACAGAAUCUUUCAAAACACAGCAAAAACUGAAGCGACCCUUCCAGAUCUGUUCCGAGCUGCAGCUGAAGCCGGUCCACAUGACAUCUUAAAGCUUUACAAUCCCAAAGGCAACAUCAUCAACAUCUCACCAAAUCUGGAGCCAAAUAAGCCCAACGCCUGCUACAAACUGGAAGUGGUGGCUUCUGGCUACAACAGUCAGCCAUUAGGUGUGGAACUUGCUGGUGCACUGGGAUAUGAUCUCUCAUCCAUGGAGAAAAGACUUAAAGGCCUGGAAAAGAAAAUCCUCGAUGAAGCAGGAACUACGCCUGCAGUCAUCUAUGAGAUGAAGAAACAGGUGGAUUCAUUCCGGGAGAAACUAGAGAGUGUGGAGCAUCUCAGCUGGCUGGGGUUGUUCAAGGACUUGUCUGAGGGGGCACACAAGCCCUCUCCGUUCUACCACAAGAGAACGUUACAUAAAACCAAAGAGGAAUGUGAGCAUGUGCGUGAAAAGUUCCUUCAAAUGAGCUCUCUGGAGGUAUCAGAGGAAGUAAGGCAGUACUUAAAGACUCCAACAUUUGACAACUGGCAGUGGGAGGAUGCGGAGAUAAUGGUCCUUCUGCAAGUCAUGUACACAGACUUGGAUUUUAUUGCGACCUACAAUAUUGAACCUGAAGUAUUACAACAGUUCCUGUUUGAAGUGUACCGCAGAUACAACAACAUUCCUUUCCACAACUUCAAGCAUUGCUUCUGUGUCACCCAGAUGAUGUAUGGUUUAAUCUGGUUGACCGACCUGAGAAGUAAGAUGGACGGCAUUGACCUACUGAUCAUGCUGACGUCUGCAAUUUGCCAUGAUCUUGACCACACUGGCUACAAUAAUGCAUACCAGAUCAAUGCUCGGACAGAACUUGCACUUCGCUACAAUGACAUCUCUCCCUUGGAGAACCACCACUGCGCAGUCGCUUUUGAUAUCCUGGAGAAGACAGAGAGCAACAUUUUCAGAAAUCUGCCUCUGGACCAAUACAAGCGGAUAAGAGAAGGCAUUAUUAAAUGCAUUCUGGCCACUGAUAUGACAAGACACAACGAGAUCCUCAACAAGUUCAAGUCCAUUUUGGCUCCCUUUGAUUUUGACAAUAAGGAUCACAGAGAUGUGCUUAUGAUGAUUCUGAUCAAAGUGAGCGACAUCUCCAAUGAAGCACGACCCAUGGAAGUGGCAGAGCCUUGGCUGGAUUGUCUUUUACAAGAAUUCUACAACCAGAGUGAUGUCGAGAAGUUACAGGGUCUUCCUGUCACCCCUUUCAUGGACCGGGAUAAGAUAACCAAACCCACAUCUCAAACUGGCUUCAUCAGAUUUGUGCUUUUGCCGCUCUUUAUAGAGCUGGCCAACCUCUUUCCCUGCCUGGAGCAACACAUCAUUGAUCCAGUGCGGAAGGCCCUUGACUACUACACUGAGAUGGAGAAAGCCCUGGAGAAAGAGAAACAAAAUCGAGCUCAAUGUGAAAAUGGAUUCAAGAGCAAAGAGAUACCAGUGGACCAGCCGAGUAGAGAUGAGCGGCGGACCUCUGGACCUGAAGCUUCAAGAACAGACACACAGUGACCAAAUUGAAACUUGUAUGUACAAACUCAGAUGUACUUAGGGCAUUUUGAAUGUUGAAAAGAAAAAAAAAAGUUUGUUUAUGCAGGAGGUGGCAAAGGAGACUCGAGUAAAGUGAUUUUGCUAAAAUCCUAUUUAUGAGAUAACGCUGACAGAAAUAAAACAGACUCCAACCAAAUCUUGUAAUAUAUUUC
This is a messenger RNA of Syngnathus acus (greater pipefish), 2512 nucleotides long. Its product is annotated as high affinity cGMP-specific 3',5'-cyclic phosphodiesterase 9A. Gene Ontology annotation, biological process: cGMP catabolic process. The transcript is spliced from 13 exons. Gene Ontology annotation, molecular function: 3',5'-cyclic-GMP phosphodiesterase activity. The coding region runs from base 654 to 2321 and encodes 555 amino acids. The record is from RefSeq and is a predicted model, not a curated record. Lineage: Eukaryota; Metazoa; Chordata; Actinopteri; Syngnathiformes; Syngnathidae.